GGCCGGGCAGAGCCGCUCGCCAGCGUGCGACCCCGGAGCGAGAGCCCGCAGACCUUCGCAGCCGCCGGCAGCCACACGCAGCCCAUCACCCUCCACCAUGGUGCACUGGACAGCUGAGGAGAAGCAGCUCAUCACCGGCCUCUGGGGCAAGGUCAACGUGGCCGACUGCGGCGCCGAGGCCCUGGCCAGGCUGCUGAUCGUCUACCCCUGGACCCAGAGGUUCUUUGCUUCCUUUGGGAACCUCUCCAGUGCCACCGCUAUCUCUGGCAACCCCAUGGUCCGUGCCCAUGGCAAGAAGGUGCUCACCUCCUUCGGGGAAGCCGUGAAGAACCUGGACAGCAUCAAGUCAACCUUCGCCCAGCUGUCCGAGCUGCACUGCGACAAGCUGCACGUGGACCCCGAGAACUUCAGGCUCCUGGGUGACAUCCUGAUCAUCGUCCUGGCCUCCCACUUCGCCAAGGAUUUCACUCCUGAAGCCCAGGCUGCCUGGCAGAAGCUGGUCCGUGCCGUGGCCCACGCCCUGGCCCGCAAGUACCACUAAAUGCAGCAGGAAAGCCCCGGCAGCGUGUCGUGCCCCGUCGUGACAUGCCCUGUCGUGACAUGCCCUGUGGCGACACGCUGACCCGCAGCCGACAGCUUCUAACAGCCAAAUAAAGCUCAUCCUGUGAAGCCUC
Molecule: messenger RNA, 674 nt
Organism: Apus apus (common swift)
Lineage: Eukaryota; Metazoa; Chordata; Aves; Apodiformes; Apodidae
Product: hemoglobin subunit beta
Exons: 3
Coding region: 98-541 (147 amino acids)
Biological process (GO): hydrogen peroxide catabolic process; oxygen transport
Cellular component (GO): blood microparticle; hemoglobin complex; haptoglobin-hemoglobin complex
Molecular function (GO): oxygen binding; haptoglobin binding; heme binding
Source: RefSeq, a predicted model, not a curated record